Messenger RNA from Megalops cyprinoides (Indo-Pacific tarpon), 1665 nucleotides. Its product is annotated as NXPE family member 3-like. The transcript is spliced from 7 exons. The record is from RefSeq and is a predicted model, not a curated record. Lineage: Eukaryota; Metazoa; Chordata; Actinopteri; Elopiformes; Megalopidae. The coding region runs from base 161 to 1663 and encodes 500 amino acids.
CAGGCGUGAAGAGCACCAGAGGUUUUUAAUUGUGGUGAUCAUUUUGAUAAUUUCUUUCCUGAGGGUGUGGUACUGGAUAGAAGAUGACUGGCACUACAAAAUUUCCCUGCCUUCUCAUGCCAACAAACACAUCAUUUCUAAUGGUCCACAAACCAUUCCCAUGAACAAAACCAUGCCCGAUAUUGGUAUUGCCCCCCACGAGUGGCGCCAGAUGCUGGAUGCUCUCCGCUGGGCUGGUCCAAGUCAACCAGUUAAAAAUCUGUCCAUGAGCACAAGUCCACCCAACACAUAUUUCUACAUUCCUGGGCUGCAGAAGAGUUACCAAGUAGGGGAGGAACUGUACGUCACAGUGGUUGCAAGAGAUUACCAACAGAACCCUAAGCAGUAUGGAGGUGACUUCUUCCAAGCCAAACUCUUCUCAUCUACACUCAAGGCCAGCGUGUUUGGAGAGGUGACAGACCUCCAGAACGGGUCCUACUCGGUCCGUUUCCUGCUGCCGUGGGCUGGGGAGGCAUGGGUGGCUGUGCGCAUGAUCCACUCCAGCGAGGCGGUGCAAGUCCUAAAAAAGCACCGGGAGUCUGACUCGGACCGCGUCUUCUUCGGCGGCACCUUUGUGGGAGUUGACAGUAACGGAACUGUGCAAACACAGACAAUGGAGUGCAAUGCGAAGUGGGACGGGGCCGGCCUGGAACGCAUCCGGAAAGGCAACUGCUGCUGCGAGUAUCAGGACCCCAGAACAGGGGAGGUGUGGCUGUGCAAGACGCCUAAAACUUUGCCUUGCGAUGCCCUGGUGUAUCACCAUAUGGGGGGGUACAGGAAACAACUUACUCCUUUGGAAGCAAAACUCAUGCAAACGAAACUGACUAAUAUUUGGAUCAAAGGGAAAGAGAGCAAAAUUAUAAUCCUCCCCUCCAAUAAAACUGUAGGUGCAACAGAAAAAUGCAGACGUGGUCUGCAAACACCAGUUCCGGCAGGGUUCUACAUGAGAGAUGUGUGGACCUCUCUUGUGUGUGCCAGUAGCCACUAUAACAGUUUGGCAAUUGCAAAGUGUUUGCAAGACAGACAGAUCUACAUGAUGGGGGACUCCACCAUGAGACAGUGGUUCCAUUAUCUAGAAAAAGCUGUACCCACCAUGAAAAGCUUGAACCUCCACAGCCAGGAACAGGCAGGCCCCCUCAUGGCUGUGGAUGUGGGGAAUAACAUAGUCCUCCGCUGGAGGGCCCACGGCCCACCCUUGCGCAGUCGUAAAUCUCCAAUGGCUGACCUGCAUUACAUCAGCAAUGAGAUCGAUGACCUGGCUGGUGGGCCCCGCACUGUCAUUGUCUUAAACCUGUGGGCACAUUUCACUACCUUCCCGCUGGAGUUCUACGCUCGCCGUGUGGCAAGGAUCCGCCAAUCUGUCCUGGCACUGCUGAAGCGGGCACCUGAAACCAUUGUCAUCAUCAAGUCUGCCAACACCAGUUACAAGGAUGUGAUUGGCAGUGACUGGCUCGCCUGGCAGCUGGACACACUGUUGAGGACAGCCUUCCAAGGGAUUAAUGUGGCAUUCAUAGACGUCUGGCAAAUGACCUCCUGCCACUACAGCCCUGAUGCCAUCCACCCCAACCCAACCAUCAUCCGAAAUGAGAUUGAUAUAGUGCUUUCAUUCGUCUGCCCUGUCUGACU